Penicillium taxi is the source of this 2250-nucleotide messenger RNA. RefSeq names its product tRNA dihydrouridine synthase DUS3 (gene dus3). The record is from RefSeq and is a predicted model, not a curated record. Gene Ontology annotation, biological process: tRNA processing. The transcript is spliced from 3 exons. Gene Ontology annotation, molecular function: tRNA dihydrouridine synthase activity; flavin adenine dinucleotide binding; RNA binding. Lineage: Eukaryota; Fungi; Ascomycota; Eurotiomycetes; Eurotiales; Aspergillaceae. The coding region runs from base 1 to 2250 and encodes 749 amino acids.
AUGUCUAGUGCUGACUUGACAAUGGCCCAGCCGCUGCCUGAGAACAGUAGCGAUGCUCCAGUACAGGCAGACGUCAAGCGCGCAGCUAAUGUUGACUCCGAGCAGCCUCCUUCCAAGAAAGUACGGGUGGAGUCCAACGAACAAGACCGCUUCGAAGAUCUCCGUUCAAGAGGCAUUGCACCUAUCAAGGCCGAGUAUGGAAUCUUCAACUUUCUACAACUGAGAUCGAGACAAUGUACUAACAUCCAAACCGAGGAUAAAGCCGAAGAUGCGGAAACGGGAGAUGCCGAAAAUGAAGAUUCCAAGAAGGAAGCCAAGAAGGAUAGACGGAAGAAGAAUAAGAAGAAGGGCCAGAACACCAACCGGAGCUUCGGCUCGUCCAAAGAUGCUAAGGGUCUUUGCGCGUCGCGAACUUUCGCCCCCGAGUUCUCCCCCGAGGAGUGUCCAUUUGGUGAUAAAUGUCGAUGGGAGCAUGACCUACGUACCUAUUUGAAGGAGCAUAAGCGUGAGGAUCUCACAACUAUGUCUAUCUGUCCCGUUUGGGAUGUCCGAGGAAAAUGUUUCUCUGGAUGGAAGUGUCGCCUAGUUGGUACGCACUCUACAGAGAGAGAAACAGAAGAUGGAAAGACAGAGCUUGUGCUGUUGGAAGAUGAAGAACGCAUUGCUAAGGCCAAGCCACUUGUGCCAUAUGCAUUGCCAGAUGGACAGGUUAACAUCAUCGCUAAUGAUGACAAAAAUGCACUUACGCGGAACAAGAUAGACUUCACACCCCGUGCCAAUGCCUACAAUAAUUGGUUAAACGAGUCAUCCCAACAGCUGGAGAAAUUGCUGCAUGGAAGACAAAAAAAGGAAGGGGAGAAUGCUGAAGCGAAGGAAAGAGCCGACCAGACCGAAGAAGAAAACAAGGAGGCCAAGGAAGCCGAGAAGAAGAAUGAGAUUGAAGAUAUUAGAGCACAGUUUACUCAACCUCCUUUCCUGGCUUCUGAAAAGAGACGCAUCUACUUCGGACCCGAGACUCCGGUCCUAGCACCCUUGACAACACAAGGAAACAUGCCCUUCCGAAGACUCUGUACCGAUCUUGGCGCCCAGUUGACCUAUUCAGAGAUGGCAAUGAGUAUGCCUCUGAUCCAGGGUGGGAAGUCUGAGUGGACUCUGUUGAAAGCCCAUGAGUCAGAAAUGCUUCCACCUACCAUCACUCACAGUGAAAAUGUGGUUCAGGGUUACGACAACUCCAAGGACUUGAAAUUUGGUGCUCAGAUCGCCGCCAACAAGCCAAUCCAGGCACUCAAGGCUACAGAGAUUCUAUCGAAGUUUACCCCGAAUUUACGUGUCAUAGAUUUGAACUGUGGCUGCCCUAUUGACCUUGUUUACCGUGAUGGAGCAGGAUCUGGUCUUCUCGACCAUCACUCCAAGCUAGAGAAGAUGAUUCGCGGUAUGAACGCCGUCUCCCAGGAAAUUCCCAUUACCGUCAAGAUCCGCCUGGGAACCAGAGAUAAUCAGCCCACUGCGUAUAAGCUCGUUGAACGCCUUAUCCUUGGUGGUUACGAGUCUAGUUACCUCAACUGUGGCCCACCUGGUGCUGCAGCAAUCACUCUUCACGGCCGGAGUAGACAGCAGCGUUACACCAAGUCUGCAGACUGGGGAUAUAUUGCAGAGACCGCAGCUCUCAUCAAACGUCUGAACAAGCAGACAGACCUGGUCACCGACACCGUUCGGGAACCCGAUGCCCGGUACCAGCCGAACGGAGGAAAGACCUACUUCCUCGGCAACGGUGACUGUUACUCUCAUUUCAACUACGAUGAUCAUAUUAACAAUGCUGGCGUGGAUUCCGUCAUGGUGGCACGCGGCGCACUCAUCAAGCCGUGGAUCUUCGAGGAGAUCCAGACGGGCCAAUACCUUGACAAAUCUGCAUCGGAGCGCCUUGCUUAUGUCGAGAAGUUUGCUAAGUAUGGUCUCGAGGCCUGGGGAUCAGAUGAGCAUGGAGUUGGCACCACACGUCGAUUCUUAAUGGAGUGGCUAAGCUUUGCCUACCGCUAUGUUCCAAUCGGAUUGCUCGAGUAUUUGCCCCCGAAUAUCCAGGAUAGACCUCCUGCCUGGCAGGGUCGUAAUGAGCUGGAGACUCUGAUGGGCAGUGGAAACUACAAGGACUGGAUCAAGAUCACUGAAAUGUUCCUGGGACCGUCGCACCCCGAUUUCAAGUUCCAACCCAAGCACAAGUCGAACGCUUACGACGAUGAGGCUGAGGGUUAA